Trichomonas vaginalis G3 is the source of this 1032-nucleotide messenger RNA. Its product is annotated as FI07626P-related family. The record is from RefSeq and is a predicted model, not a curated record. Gene Ontology annotation, biological process: ubiquitin-dependent protein catabolic process. Gene Ontology annotation, molecular function: polyubiquitin modification-dependent protein binding. The transcript has a single exon. NCBI's taxonomy places the organism in Eukaryota, Parabasalia, Trichomonadida, Trichomonadidae. Gene Ontology annotation, cellular component: cytosol. Bases 1 to 1032 code for a protein of 343 amino acids.
AUGCUAAUAAAUUGCGAGUACGUGAAGGGAGAAAAUCACACAAUUUACGUUAAAAAGCUAAAUUCCGUUGCUGAGUGCAAAAAUGUUUUAGCUCAAGAAAUUGAUGUUGAACCAGACAGAAUUAAUUUUGUAUAUCAAGGAAAAUUACUUAUUAACGAACGUACAAUCGAUUCAUAUGGAGUAACAGACGGAACAAAGAUAUUUUACACUCUAAAGCCAAAAAUUGAAAAACCAUUACCAGCUAAAAAGAAAGAAGAGGAAAUGCCAUCAAUAUUUGACGGAAUUACAGAUAACCCUUUAAUCCAAGGAAUGAUGAAAACUUUCAAAGAAAACCCUGAUAUGGCAGCCAGUGCUCUUAAAGGUAUUUCAGGAUUUAAAGAGGAUACUAACAACGUAGAUAUGAAUUACGCAUUUAAUGAUGGCGAAACAUUUUCUGAAGUUCUUGAUUUAUUUUCAAAAGGUAAUAAAAGACAAGCAGCGAAAACAAUGGACAAUAUGCUUAACAUGGCAAGCGCAGCAGAUCCAGGUAUGCUACAUACAAUUAACAGAUACAUGAACUCAUUCGAUACAUCUGAUGCUCUUGACAACUUAUAUGGAGCGAACAACAUCAAGAUGGUUAUUCCUGAUAACAAUCUCUCAGCACCUGCCGAAUCCCCACUUCCUGAAUCUCCUGCCCCUCAGCCAAACUUUUUCAUGAUGCAGCCACAACAACAACCUGCUCCACCAAGAAUUAACGAGCUACCAGAGUUUACAUCUGGAUUAGAUAAAAUACGUAGAGGAAUAAGAGUUUUACAAUCACGCGGUUUUGUAAUGAAUGAUUCAAGAAAACUCUUCAGAAAUUGUGAAGCAGAAAAGCGCCGAAGGAUUGUAAAUUCACUUCCACCGUACCAGAAAUCAAAUUAUUUAGGAAAUGCCCAAUUAUUAUACAGCAGAGGCUUUUUGAACCUUGAUGACAAUAUUUUUGCUUUGUAUGCGAAUAACAAUGAUAUUCGUAUGGCUCUCCAAUACUUGAUGGACCUCGAAAGACAAUAA